UAAAAAAUCCUAGUGGACCUUAUGUGUUUUUGAAACAUAUAGAAACUACACCACCCUUCUAUCAACCAACCAAAUCAUAUCCCUAAACUUCCAGUGAAUCCUGAAGCAACUCCGAAACCAACCUCCAUGGCCACAAUUUCCAGUGAACCCUGGAGGAAGGUAUUGAUAACAGGGGUGAGCAAAGGGAUAGGAAGAGCUCUAGCGCUCGAGUUAGCGAGCGGUGGCCACACUAUUAUCGGGUGCUCACGCGACCAAACUAAACUCGAUUCCCUUCGAGAAGAACUUCUUAGGUCGUCUCCCGCACAACAUUUGCUCCUCAAUGUUGACGUGACAUCCAACGAUAGCGUUGAAGAGUUUGCAAAAAUUGUUGUGGAAAAUAAACUCGUUCCCGACAUAAUUGUGAACAAUGCAGCUAUAGUUAAUAGACAAGGUAAAAUAUGGGAGAUUGAUGUACAAGACUUUGAUAAUGUAAUUGAUACCAACAUCAAAGGGACAGCAAAUAUUCUACGUCAUUUCAUUCCGCUUAUGAUUCAUAACAAGCAAGGGAUUAUCGUCAACAUGUCUUCAGAUGCCGGAAGAAAUCCAUAUAAACUGAUUACACCAUAUUGUGCAUCAAAGUGGGGUGUCGAGGGAUUAAGCAAAUCCGUAGCGAAAGAGUUGCCAGAGGGAAUGACAAUUGUUGCCUUAGAUCCUGGAAUCAUAAACACAGACAUGCUCGUUUCAUGCGUCGGUGAUUUGGCUUCACAAUAUCAGUCUCCUCGUCAUUGGGCUUCUAAGGCGGCAACAAUGAUUCUCGAUCUUACAACAAAAGACAAUGGAGCAUCUCUCACCAUUAAGGAUCCAUGAACUACUCUCAAUGGUUGAAUAAUUUUCCUUUUAUUAAUUUAUUUUUACAGGCUAGCUACUCAAAUUGUCUGUCUUAGUAUAUGCAUGAUACUUAAUCUUGACAUGCACCAUGUACUAUGUUGAGCUAUUUUUAUUUUCACUUGGUUUUUGCUUUGUACAUGUAUGGAGUAAUGCUUUUAUUUUAGUGUGUAUAUGCAGUUUUUUUUUAACCAUA
Molecule: messenger RNA, 1060 nt
Organism: Momordica charantia (bitter melon)
Lineage: Eukaryota; Viridiplantae; Streptophyta; Magnoliopsida; Cucurbitales; Cucurbitaceae
Source: RefSeq, a predicted model, not a curated record